Molecule: messenger RNA, 1262 nt
Organism: Jatropha curcas
Lineage: Eukaryota; Viridiplantae; Streptophyta; Magnoliopsida; Malpighiales; Euphorbiaceae
Product: GDSL-like Lipase/Acylhydrolase superfamily protein
Molecular function (GO): hydrolase activity, acting on ester bonds
Source: RefSeq, a predicted model, not a curated record
AUCAAACCAUCCUUAUAUUUCUUUGCCUUAACACUUGGAUUCAUCGAGAAUCGUUGGAAAGGAUGACGACGAACGGCUGUCAAUGGUUGGUGUUUAUGUGCAUGUUGAUUAUAAUGGUCGGGUGGUCAAGUUCCAAUUAUGGAUAUGUAGAGUCAUCAAAGGUUCCAGCAAUAUUUGUGUUCGGAGAUUCAUUGGUCGAUGUUGGCAACAAUAACUAUCUCAGCUCCAUAGCCAAAGCCAAUUACUUUCCUUAUGGAGUUGAUUCCGGUAUAGGUCCCACCGGCAGAUUUUCAAAUGGCAAAACCUUUGUCGAUAUACUUGGGGAGAAGUUAGGUGUGCCUUACCCUUCAGCUUUUGCAGACCCUAACACAGCCGGAGUCAGAAUACUUGGGGGAGUUAAUUAUGCGUCGGCAGCCGCUGGCAUCCUUGAUGAAACUGGUCAACACUAUGGACAAAGGUAUAGCCUUAGCCAGCAAGUGCUAAAUUUUGAGAGCAAUCUAAAUGAGCUAAGAAGAAUAAAUGGAACCAAUCUGACAGAUUUCCUUGGCAAAUCCCUCGCAAUUUUGGUCUUUGGAAGCAAUGACUACAUCAACAAUUAUCUCAUGCCUUCAAUCUACUCUUCUAGCUCCAAUUAUAAUCCUCCACAAUUCGCCAACCUUCUACUCAACGACUAUGCCAGACAACUAGUGACACUUAAUAGUCUAGGAUUAAGGAAAUUCCUGAUAGCAGGAAUUGGACCCAUUGGUUGCAUUCCUAAUCAAAGAGCCAGCGGUCAAGCCCCUCCAGAUAGAUGUGUUGAUUACGUAAAUCAGAUAAUCGGUACCUUUAAUGAAGGCUUGAGAUCAAUUGUUGAUCAAAUGAACAGGCGCCCUGGUGUUAUCUCUGCAUAUGGCAAUACUUAUGGUGCAGUAGGUGACAUUCUCAAUAAUCCUGGCACUUAUGGAUUUAGUGUGGUUGAUAGGGGUUGCUGUGGGAUUGGGAGGAAUCAAGGGCAAAUAACAUGCCUUCCAUUUACCAUGCCAUGUUCCAACAGAAAUGUGUAUGUAUUUUGGGAUGCUUUCCACCCAACACAGGCUGUGAAUACCAUUCUAGCCCAGCGGGCCUUUAGUGGGCCCCCGAGGGAUUGUUAUCCCAUCAAUGUCCAACAGAUGACUCUCUUCUACUGAUGAUAUGCUUUUUCUGUAUUUCCUUUUCCUCUGUUUUCAUUUUGAAUACUCCGACAAUAAACUUACCAAUUCCAAUAUACAAGUUCAUAUUUUUUA